CACGUGCAUCACCGCGUACCCGGGAAAUUUCCAUACCGCCGCCCCGUUUGUCCUACGCGCGAGAGCGGCGACGAAGCGACGGCGAACGUAACGGGCGCGCGGAAAGGUCGCGUCGCGCACCGUCGUCGAUCACUCGGAGAAAUCGGAGGGAAAAUUCCGACUCGCGCGAACAACACGACGGGCGCCAUUCCCCGCCGGCGCGCAACGGCAAUCUCCCGACGGACAUCGGUGUGAACGCGCGAUCCGAUCGGCUUUUCCCUGUGAUUUUCUCCGCCGCCGACCGCAGACGCGAAUCGUCCAUCGAGUAUCGCGAUCGCGCGAUUCCUCCGAUCGCGUAACCGGAGCCUCCACGGUCACGUUCCGUACGCGUGAUUGCGGGAUUUUCCAAGAGCCUUUGACUUUGCGUCUUUGACUUCGAUCGAAUCGACAAAAAAAAAAAAAAAAUACAACGAUCAAAAUGGCAAAUGAGCCUGAUAUGCCCACCUUCAAGUGUGUGCUGGUCGGCGACGGUGGUACCGGCAAGACCACCUUCGUCAAACGACAUCUGACUGGCGAGUUCGAGAAGAAGUAUGUCGCUACCCUGGGAGUCGAGGUCCACCCGUUGAUCUUCCAUACCAAUCGUGGACCGAUCCGCUUCAAUGUCUGGGACACGGCCGGCCAGGAGAAAUUUGGUGGCCUUCGCGACGGCUACUAUAUUCAGGGACAGUGCGCUGUUAUAAUGUUUGAUGUUACAUCCAGAGUAACAUACAAAAAUGUACCCAACUGGCACAGAGAUUUGGUCCGCGUCUGCGAAAACAUACCGAUUGUUCUCUGCGGAAACAAAGUUGACAUUAAGGACAGGAAAGUAAAGGCUAAGAGCAUCGUAUUCCACAGGAAGAAGAACUUACAGUACUAUGACAUCAGUGCAAAGAGCAAUUACAACUUCGAGAAACCCUUCUUAUGGUUGGCACGCAAAUUGAUUGGAGACCCAAACCUCGAAUUCGUCGCUAUGCCUGCACUGCUACCACCAGAGGUUACCAUGGAUCCACAAUGGCAGCAACAAAUCGAGAAAGAUCUCAAGGAGGCUCAAGAAACAGCAUUACCAGAAGACGACGAAGAUCUUUAGUUUAUUUAAUAUUGGGAAUGGCCUUCACACACAGGGAGUAAGGCCUAUUACACGGGUGUUCCUUGGUUGUACCUGUGCACUCGUACAUCUUCAUAGAAAUCGAAGAUUCUUUCUUUUAAGAAAAAAAAAGCAAGCAGUUUACAUGCAAUGUUCAGUUCGAUGCUUUACACUGAACACAAGCAUUAUGAAUUCACACGUUACACGUUUACACAUAGCCUUAAAGAUGGGUCGCUUGAAUGCGUUAUAAUGUGGAAUGCGCAACAUAUGUGUGGUUGUGUAUGCGAAUUUGCACUUGAAUGUCUAGAUUUUGUAAAAUUCCUAUGUAAUGAAGGUGAUAUUCUGUCACACAAAUUUAUGAAUUAGAAAUGGAAUAAAAUAUUGGCGAAAUUGAAAAGAAACGAGUUGUGAUCAGAAUUUAUAGCCCGUUUGAAGCUGACGUAAUAUGAAAUAAUCGAAAAAGAAUUAAUUGCAUUUUCUGAUUCGCUCGUUUGUAUAGAUGUGCGUGCGUGCGUGCGUGUGUAUGUACAUAUAUACAUAGAAAAUGGAAUUGUGUAAGGCGUGCUGUAUAUUGAACACAAUCGCGCUAAAGCCCACUUUAAGGCGAAUCAAAAAUAGUGUUGUCUAUUUUCGAUUUGUUUUGUUUUUAUACUUUCCUAACACAGUAUAAAAUAAAAGCUGCCAAUUCUGAAAUAGACGAACAAUUGUAAGCAAAAAUGCUGUCGUUCAAGUGCACAGAUUAUGCUAGCAUCAAACAGAUAACUGGACAGAUUACGCUAGUACCAAACAAAAACUUCCUUCUCGAUCCCUUAUUCUAUAAUAAUCAACCUAAAAACUGAAGCUCGGUGCAAGUCACUUCAAUCCCGUUAGGACAACAUUUUUGCUUUCGAUUAAAUACAAUUGUAUACAGUAGAUCAGCAUGCAAUGAAAUUAAAUUUACAAGAAAGAAUCUUGCGAUAUAUACAAAAUUAAUAUUAGAAGUCACUCUUUAUAUACUUAAGUAUGAACAGCAGAACAAAACUGGACUGAAGUAUCAUUAAAAGAAAAAAAUAACUUAUGCCAUAUAUACACUUUCUUGAUAAAACUGCUUAAGGAACUUAUUAGUGUGUGAAUUGAAGAGUACGAAUGUUGAAAGAACGACCAUCUUGUACGAGUAAACGUCUCCCGUGGUGUAGUGGUCUUCUAUUUUAAUGGAAAGAAUGUUUCGAGAUUGGAGUGAAACACACAGAUUCGUAGCCUGUUGUGUCUGCCCGUUUCGACGAGGGCUGUUUGCUAUUUUUAUAAGCAAAAGAUGAAUGUAUGAUUGGUUCAAUUUAAAUUAUAUGAACAGUGUUUCUUUUUCUAUACAAAAACCGUUCUGUCAAAGAAUAUGUGAAAUCGUUAACUUUUCCCAUUGAACUCCUUGGUCCCAUUAACCGAGGAAUCCUGAGAUUAAAAGAGAAACGCGCCACGCGCGUGUUUAAAUUACACCGCUGAAUCUCUAGCAUAGAAAGGAAUUAGAAAUGACACUGCAACAUGUAUAUUUAAUUCUUGUAUACUUCUAAUAGCGUUUCAUUGUUCUGCUUAAAGCAGAUUGUAUCGCGCUGAUGUAUGAACUUUAAUAAAUUAUCAAACUGUUUCUAAAGUCA
Pogonomyrmex barbatus (red harvester ant) is the source of this 2730-nucleotide messenger RNA. It is a transcript of the gene Ran, whose product is annotated as RAN, member RAS oncogene family. The record is from RefSeq and is a predicted model, not a curated record. Gene Ontology annotation, cellular component: cytoplasm; nucleus. Gene Ontology annotation, biological process: protein import into nucleus; ribosomal subunit export from nucleus. Lineage: Eukaryota; Metazoa; Arthropoda; Insecta; Hymenoptera; Formicidae. Gene Ontology annotation, molecular function: GTPase activity; GTP binding.